Molecule: messenger RNA, 1155 nt
Organism: Closterium sp. NIES-65
Lineage: Eukaryota; Viridiplantae; Streptophyta; Zygnematophyceae; Desmidiales; Closteriaceae
Source: the annotation of a GenBank genome assembly
AUGCACCGCAGAGGGAUUAGGUGUCAAGCCAUGCGUAGACAAGGACAGCCAGGUGAUGUGGAGGAGGAGUCAUGCAGCGAGGAUGAUGGGAGUGUCGGUUUGGUUGAAGGGAUUGGUGAAGUGGAUGAGGAGGGACGGGAUGAUCGUGAUGCCGUGACAUAUGGUGGGGCACUGGUCGAGGUGUUUGGUAGGGAUCCCGGAACUGCCGGUGAUGUUGGUCUUGAUGAACGCACAACCACGAACUCAGACUUGCCCACUCAAACAGAUAAUUCGGCGGGGACACAGAUAGACAUCACCCAAGAGAGUCAGGCGGGACGAGUGUCGGAUACUUCGGUGGCCGAGCGGGUGGAAGGGUUGAGGACUGCGGAGGACGUGGUUGCAGGGCGUAUACGGCGGAUGCAGGGAUUACUCCUGCAGCGUGAUGUGGCAAGACAGGCAGGAGAGGAACGUGCAACAACUGAAGGGAUGGAAGGUCAGCAGGGGUUGAGAGGGCAGCAGGGGAUGGGAGGACACCCGGGGUUGCGAGGGCAGCAGGGGAUGGCAAGGCAGCAGGGGAUGGCAAGGCAGCAGGGGAUGGCCUGGCAGCAGGGGAGCAGCGGACAGGCAGGGUUGGGAGGGCGGCAGCGGAUGGGAGGGCAGCAGGGGAUGGCAAGGCAGCAUGGGAUGACAGGGCAGCAGGGGAGCAGCGGACAGGCGGGGUUGGGAGGGCAGCAGAGGAUGGGAGGGCAGCAGGGGUUGGGAGGGCAGCAGGGGUUGGGAGGGCAGCAGGGGUUGGGAGGGCAGCAGGGGUUGGAAGGGCAGCAGGGGUUGGGAGGGCAGCGGGGGUUGGGAGGGCAGCGGGGGUUUGGGAGGGCAGCGGGGGUUGGGAGGGCAGCAGGGGUUGGGAGGGCAGCAGGGGUUGGGAAGGCAGCAGGGGAUGGGAGGGCAGCAGGGGAUGGCAAGGCAGCAUGGGAUGACAGGGGAGCAGGGGUUGGGAGGGCAGCAGGGGAUGGUAGGGCAGCAGAGGUUGGGGGGGCAGCAGGGGUUGGGAGGGCAGCAGGGGAUGGCAAGGCAGCAUGGGAUGACAGGGGAGCAGGGGUUGGGAGGGCAGCAGGGAAUGGGAGGGCAGCAGGGGUUGGGGGGGGCAGCAUGGGUUGGGAGGGCAGCAUGGGAUGA